AUGAAGUUCAUUCUCGUCUUGGUUUGUUUGGUGGCGUUGUGGAAUCUGGCUGUGGCUCAGGUGGCCCGCGUGUAUUGUGGGCGGCGCCUGGCGCGGACCCUGGCGACCCUCUGUCCGGAACUGGAGGAGGAGGGCGUGAUGAAGCGUGCAGGAGAUGACACCGGUCCGUACGGAGCUCACCAAUGGCGCUGGGCGCUGCGAGGCGCGCGCGGCAAGAGAGGAGUCGCCGACGAGUGCUGCGAGAAACCCUGCACCUUGGAUAUCCUACUCAGUUACUGUUAA
Manduca sexta (tobacco hornworm) is the source of this 282-nucleotide messenger RNA. RefSeq names its product bombyxin-related peptide B-like. The record is from RefSeq and is a predicted model, not a curated record. Gene Ontology annotation, cellular component: extracellular region. The coding region runs from base 1 to 282 and encodes 93 amino acids. The transcript has a single exon. Gene Ontology annotation, molecular function: growth factor activity; hormone activity. NCBI's taxonomy places the organism in Eukaryota, Metazoa, Arthropoda, Insecta, Lepidoptera, Sphingidae.